Molecule: messenger RNA, 2613 nt
Organism: Cavenderia fasciculata
Lineage: Eukaryota; Evosea; Eumycetozoa; Acytosteliales; Cavenderiaceae
Gene: cdc7
Product: putative protein serine/threonine kinase
Exons: 2
Coding region: 1-2613 (870 amino acids)
Biological process (GO): protein phosphorylation; mitotic DNA damage checkpoint signaling
Cellular component (GO): nucleus
Molecular function (GO): ATP binding; protein serine/threonine kinase activity
Source: RefSeq, a predicted model, not a curated record
AUGAAUAAUAACAAUAGAUAUUACCAAAAUGAUUCAAAGCAGCAACAGCAUCAUCACCAUCAACCACAACAGCAACAACCACAACCUCAGCACCCGAAUAUAAAUAUUACUUCUUAUGGGCAACAGCAGCAACAACAACCUCACCACCAUCAAAUAAUACAUCAACAGCAACAACCUCAUCAUCAUCAUACACAUAUACAACAACAUGAUAAUAAUAAUGUGAUAUCACCUUCUCUUCAUCAUUUACAACACAACAACAACAACAACCUAACACCACCAACACAUAUAAAUAACAAUGUUAAUAAUAAUAUAUCAUCUUCAACAAACCAUACACCACAACAACAAAUAAGUUAUAUUCGACAUCAUCCAUCUCCUCCUCCUCCACUUCAACCUAGUCCACAGACAUUGUCUAACCAUCAUGGUGGUAGUGGUCAUCUUAACCAACAACAACAACAAUAUCCAUCUACUUUACCAAGUCUACAAGUAUUACCGACUCUAAUGUCACACCAACCGAAUAACUAUUCAUCGCUAUCUCCAACCUCUCAAACUAUGCAAAAGGUGUCUCCAAUAUCACCAACUACCUAUAGUCCUGGUAGUCGAUCAAUUACUCUACCUCCAUUGUCAUCGCCAAACAACACUUCGAACGGUACAAACCACCGGUAUUUGUUCUCAUCUAAUCUUCCUUCAAGUAGUGGACAUUUCUCUUCAACCGAUGUUUACCAACAGCAACAACAACAAAUCAUGGAGCCUAGAUCAUCUAUUAAUCUUAAUGCAUCGCCUAUUCAUUUUAGCGAUCAUCAUGUAAAGUUUCAUCUCCCAUCGAUCAAUAAUACAAGUGGAAGUUAUGGAAUGGUACCUACAUCACCCGAACCAUCAUCUCUUCAUUAUAUAUCAUCACCAUAUUCAAAAUCGAUGCAUUUAAAGCAAUCUCGACAACAACCACAGCAACAACAACAGAUUCAUGUCCCACCUCCUCAGCAACAACAACAACAACCAUAUUCCCCAAAACCACCAAUACCUUUUGUAAAUAUUAGUAGCUAUCCAACACCUUCUUCUACACCAAUCCAGCAACAAAUGCCACAGUCAUCUUAUCAACAACAACAACAAUCUCCUCCAUCACAACAAUCCCAAUAUAUAGAACAAAUAACAUCUCCACAACAAAAUGUAUAUGUGUACAAUCAAAUGAAUAGUCAACCUCUGAUGGAUACAAUAUCUAUCGAGCCAUUAAAUAAUAAUAAUAAUAAGAAAAUUAAUACUAACCAUAAUAAUAAUCAUCAAAAUAUUAAUAAUAAUAAUGGUCAUCAAUUUAUGAAUCAAAAAAAGAGACCAAAUCAAGAACAACAACAACAAAUUCAACAAUUCUUAUAUUUACAACAACAGCAACAACAACAAAUUCAACAACAACAAGAAAUUACACCAUCAUUUAAAAUGUAUGAAAAGACAACAGUUCCAAAAGCAAUAUUAUCCAAUUAUGAUUUGAAGGCUUUGGAAACAUCACCUGUCAAUCCAGAAUUUAAUGAAAAAGAUUUUCCAGAAUUACAAGGCAAUUUCAAGAUACUCGAUAAAGUUGGACAAGGAACGUUUAGUGGAGUAUUUAAAUCUGUGUGUCUAAAGGGUGAACACCGAGGACGCUUGGUGGCACUCAAAAGAGUCUCUCCAACAUCUUCACCAACGCGAAUACUAAAUGAAAUCAAAACAUUGAUGAAGGUUGGAGAAGAUCGUUAUAUUAGUCAACUACUUGGUAUCAUUAGACAUAUGGAUCAAGUUACUCUUAUACUUCCCUAUUUUGAACACGAUUCGUUUAAAGAUUACUUUUUUAAACUCACUCCAAACGAAUUUAGAAACUACCUCAUUGCAAUCUUUUCAGCUCUCAAACAUGUCCAUUAUCAUCAAAUUUGUCAUCGUGAUGUUAAACCUACCAAUUUCCUUUAUAAUCAAAAAUUAAAUGGUUUCAUGUUGAUUGAUUUUGGUUUAGCUCAAGAGAUGCCACAAGAAAUACUACAACAACCAAUUUAUAAAGAUUUAAAGAAAUUAAAGAAAACAAAAGAUAAAAAUGUUACAACAACAGUAGCAAGUAAUAUUCAAAGAAAUAAUCAAAAUAAUUGUUCACCAUUAAUGUUAUCACAGCAACAACAACAACAACAACAACAACAAAAUGAUAUAUCAAAACAAGCACCAAGAGCAGGAACAAGAGGGUUUAGAGCACCAGAAGUAUUACUCAAAUACAACAAACAAACAACUGCAAUUGAUAUAUGGUCUGUUGGAGUGAUCAUGAUGUGUGUAUUGUCUGGUCGUUAUCCAUUUUUUGUUUCACCAGACGAUUUGACAUCAUUGGCCGAGAUCAUUUCAAUCAUUGGAACACAAAAGAUUAUUGAUUUGGCAAAUACAUUGGACAAGGAAAUAUUUGUAUCAGAGAAUAUUCGUGGACAGAGUUGGACAGAUCUAGCUAAACGUCUAAGAAAUGAAUCAGGUCAAACCAAAGAAAGAAUGCCUGAAGAAGCUUUCCAGCUUUUAGAACUUUGUCUUGAACCUUGUCCAUUUAAAAGAAUUACUGCUUCUGAAGCUAUAAGACAUCCUUUUUUAGAUCCUCAUCGUCAUAAUCAAAUAAAAUAA